CAGAUAAACAUGUCUGCACAAUCCCACCCCGGCCAUUGUGUAGUUCCGAAGUCUAUCCAAUUCCUUCAUCCAAAUGGCCGCGAAAAUUAACCAAUAACCUCUGAUCUGCACAAUCGACUAUGGCUUCAUCUUCUUCGCCUAUAAUUCAACCCCUCUUCUCCAACAGCAACAACAGCCGCACUUCGUCUCUCAAUGCCUCCACCUCCACCUCUUACUUCUCAUUUCCAUCUUCUGUCAGGAAUUUCUUCAACAAAAAGAAGUUCGCCACCACUAUCACAGCCAUGGCACAACCACAAAGGAGCGCAAUGCAGUAUAAUCAAGUUGGGGAUUCCAAUCUUGUAGUCAGCGAAAUUACUUUUGGCACGAUGACAUUUGGGGAACAGAACACCGAGAAGGAGGCUCAUGAAAUGCUCUCCUAUGCAGUGGAACAUGGGAUUAAUACUCUAGACACAGCAGAAAUGUAUCCAAUUCCAAUGAAGAAGGAGACACAAGGACUAACAGAUGUUUAUAUUGGAAACUGGCUGAAAUCUCGACCUCGUGAUCAGAUUAUAUUAGCCACUAAAGUGUCUGGAUACUCAGAUAGAUUAAGUUACAUAAGAGACAACGCAGAAAUUCUAAGGGUUGAUGCUGUAAAUAUUAAAGAAAGUGUGGAGAAAAGCUUGAAACGUUUGAAUACUGAUUACAUUGACUUAUUACAAAUUCAUUGGCCAGAUCGCUAUGUGGGAUUGUUUGGAGAGUUCUUUUAUGAUCCUUCCAAAUGGAGGGAAAGUGUGUCAUUUGUUGAACAACUCAGAGCCUUUCAAGAACUCAUUAAUGAAGGAAAGGUGAGGUACAUUGGUGUUUCAAAUGAAACUUCAUAUGGAGUAAUGGAAUUCAUUAAUGCUGCAAAAGCUGAAGGGCUUCCAAAGAUUGUUAGCAUUCAAAACAGUUAUAGUUUGUUAGUAAGAUGCAAGUUUGAAGUUGAUCUUGUUGAAGUAUGUCAUCCAUAUAACUGCAAUGUUGGUUUACUUUGUUAUUCUCCAUUGGCUGGUGGAGCUUUAACUGGAAAGUAUUUGGAUUCUGAAUCUGAAGCUUCUAAAAAAGGAAGGCUUCAGCUUUUCCCUGGAUACAUGGAAAGAUACAAUAAAUCCAUUUCCAAGGAAGCUACGACACAAUACAUUGAAAUGGCAAAGAAACACGGUUUAAGUCCGGUUGAGCUGGCACUUGGAUUUGUGAGAGACCGUCCAUUCAUGACAAGCACAAUCAUCGGUGCAACAUCCGUUGAACAAUUAAAAGAAGAUAUUGAUGCUUUUUUAACAACCCAAAGACCUUUAUCACCCGAUGUCAUGACAGAUAUCGAAACUAUCUUUAAGAGAUACAAAGAUCCUACAACUUUUUAGACUUCAAGGCUUCAUUUUUUGUCACCUUUUCGGAUUAAUUGUUGAGAUUUUGUUGCGAUAUAGGUUUGUAAAUCCGUUGUAUAAGUACAAAAGUGAUAAACCAAAAUUGUCAUUUAAGCUAAUCUCAAAAUUAGUCUUUGUACUUUUAAAUGUUUGGAGAAUCUACCCGGUUAUAUAGUUCUAUACUUUUUUUUUGGUUUCUUGUGUAACAAAAUACAGCAACUAGACUUGUUUUUAUUAUUGUUAUGUUUUAGUUUCAUUUUAUUUUUUAUGUAAUAUUUUUAUAUACUUUGAAUUAAUAAAAUAUUUCCUUUUUUCUUAUUUAUCCUAUUAAUAUAACUAGAUUAUCAUUGUUAUAUAUUCA
This is a messenger RNA of Lactuca saligna, 1743 nucleotides long. The record is from the annotation of a GenBank genome assembly. NCBI's taxonomy places the organism in Eukaryota, Viridiplantae, Streptophyta, Magnoliopsida, Asterales, Asteraceae.